Molecule: messenger RNA, 171 nt
Organism: Paraglomus brasilianum
Lineage: Eukaryota; Fungi; Glomeromycota; Glomeromycetes; Paraglomerales; Paraglomeraceae
Source: the annotation of a GenBank genome assembly
AUGUCGACGGCCGAUUUAAAUAUUGACGCUAACAAGAUUGUAAUAAGUAUGGACCAGGUGAAAGCCGAUGCGACAAUGGUCACCUUGUCGAUGCCAAAUAUUGUGCAUAAUAUGGAUGGUAUCAAAAUGAAAGAUAUAAUGAGUAAACUACCAAUAAUUAUGGAAAUUAUG